GCAGAAACACGGAAGAAGAAGAGUUUAUUCAAGGCGUUUGGGGAUUCGCGCGGACACAUGUACACGAGUUUCUCCCGGUAAACAUGCUCCCGUGACGAUUCUCCAAUGUUACUCACAUUCGCAGCGGUUUUAAGCGGAGAUGCCUGGAAACACAUUACUGCAUGGACUGAUUCUCUUAUGUUCAAUUCAUCCGCUUGUGCUCUCCGAAAAACCGGAUGAUGGCUGUGGUCAUUAUGUCCUUGGGCAAGAGAGUGGUGUUCUGUCCUCCGAGAACUACCCGGGAACUUACCCCAACAACUCCUGGUGUGAAUGGCGAAUCCGCGUACCACUUGGCCACACGAUUGUCCUCAAGUUUGGAGACCUGAACAUGGAGAAGAAGGACUGUGAGUCUGACUAUUUGAAGGUUCUAAAAGGAUCAUAUGGGGCAGAAAUCGUUUCCUGGGAGUACUGUGGUGGUCUGAUGCCUAAGCCUGGACCGAUUCACACGGACUCCAGCGAACUGACCGUUCGCUUUCGUAGCAGCCAGCAUAUAUCUGGAAGAGGAUUCCUGCUUUCAUACUCCACAGAAAACCACAAAGAGCUGCUGACAUGCUUGGACAAAGGCAGUCAUUUCCCGAGGCAGUCUAAGUACAGGAAGUACUGUCCGGCCGGAUGUGCAGCGGUGACAGGAGACGUGUCUGGGGACAUUUCCCUGGGCUACAGACAUACAUCAGUUUUGUGUAAAUCAGCGGUGCAUGCUGGGGUUAUCAUGGACCAGUUUGGAGGACCAAUCACAGUGGAGGUGCGCCGAGGGCUCAGUCACUACCCUGCGGUCAGAGCCAAUGGCAUCCAGUCAAAAGAUGGCUCGUUGUCUGAAACCCUCUUCACAUUUGUGACAAACGAUUGCAGUCAACAGACUAUUCUUCAACCUAUGAGCACUGCUACAAGCUUGUCAUCACACAAUAUCUCCACCGACGGGUCUGAAGUCGACUGGUUUUCUAACAGCACCCAACCAGGUGUCUCUGAUGACCUUAACAACAACCAUCCAAAAUGGCUCCAGAUUGACCUCGGAGAAAAGAGGAGGAUCACAGGUAUUCUGACCACAGGCUUGACUAUUGCAGGCUUCGGAUAUUUUGUAAAAAACUACAAGAUCCAGUACAAAGAGAAGAGUCGCUGGCGAACAUUUGUCCAGUAUAAUAACUCUGAUGAUAUGAUCUUUGAAGGAAAUACUGACAGCCUCCACCAAACACGCAACACUUUCCAUCCCUCCAUCGUAGCACGAAGCAUUCGAGUCGUACCUCAACAGUGGCACCGGAUAAUCGCUAUGAGAGUGCAGCUACUGGGCUGUCCUUAUAUUAAACCCAUCCCAGCAGUAAAUUCAUCAUCUCUGGUAACACAGGAGGCCCAGCCUACACAGCCCAUUCACAAUGACAUGACCAAACCAGUGGCCUCUCAGGCUGAUCUUGUUAAUCUGGUCGUAAUAAUUGUGCCCACCAUUCUGCUUGCGGUCUUGCUUCUGGUGGGAAUCUACGUGGUUAAAAUGCUAUACAAUAAGAAGACAAAGGAGAACACAUAUGGCUCUGCGGAGACACAUACAGAAUGGCUGACAGUUGAAAGGUUAUUGUCUGCAGGCUGUUGGGGACAGAUAAAACAGCCGUUUGCCAGGCACCAGUCCACAGAGUUCACCAUCAAGUACAGCUCUGAGAAGGACCCCAUCCAAAAGCUGGACCUGGUAACCAGUGCAAUGGCAGCUGAGUACCAGCAGCCUCUCAUGCUCGGCACAGACACUGUGUCCCGAAAAGGCUCGACGUUCAGACCCAUGGAAACCGAGGCCAAAGACAAGGACAUCGAGGCAACUUCUCACUACGACCAACUGCAGACGGGCAUCCAGUACGCCCUGCCACUGACCAAUCAGGAGCCAGAAUAUGCCACGCCCAUCAUCGAGCGCCACGCCUUCCGCAAAGAUCCCUUCCUUCUGGAUCCCAGCUACAGCGUCCCAGGCGUUGUACUAAACAAAAGCCCGUCGUUUAGAGCGGUGGAGGGCAGUAUCUGUAGGAAAGUGAUCGGAGGGCUGGCCGGGGGCUACCAGGUGGCCCACGUCAAAGCGGACAGGGGGAAUUACCCAGAAGACAUCUACGACAGCCCUAAAAUUCAGAAGCCUGCCAUGCAGAAUGGGAAUUGCUCGGAGAACCAGAGAACCCAGAUUAAAUCCCAGGUUCAAGAGUGCUAUUCCACUCCCAGAGACUGCGUCAGACUGCCUUUCUCCGGACUCAGGCCAGACCCAGAGGGCAGCAGCUCAGAAGGAAGCUGAGAAGAACCAUACUGUGAUGUUGCCUGAUUUACCUGACUCAACAAAAUCACCUCCAGACUACUUAACUUAUUUGUGAAUGAGGGACAACUUUUUUUCUAUAUAUGAUGUACUUUGUCUUUUUUUUAAUGCAGAAAAUUGAAGGGGACGAAUGCAUUCAUUCCCUAAUCGGACACAAACUGUGAAUGCGAGCCAGAUCUUCAUGUGUUCUACAAUGUGACCAUAAUCUCAGUUUUUUCAGACUCUGCUUCAGAUAUCCUUAAAGGACAAUUUCACUGAUUUUCAACCAUCUUUGCAUUGUUAAAAUGUUGGUUAUGUAAAUGUUCAAUGUUAAUUCCCUAUUUAUUUGUCACCAAAAUACUAUUGACAGCCAGGUGAUGUUUUGUGUCAUAUGUUGACUUUUGAUGACAGAAACUAGUAUAUUUGGGUGCAGGUAACAUGGAGAAAGAGUAUACAUUUUUUACAUUUGCAUAUGCUACCAGCAUUUGAACAAUACAAAGAAAAUAUUGAAAGAAAAAAAAAGUUUCCUUUAACCAUUACAUUGAGGUCCACAGGCAGAAAAUAAGAUAUUACAGCAAGCGGACCAGAAGCUCACUAGGAGAACUGCAGUAACACAGAAUCUGUCUCCUAAAAUGUGACCUAGAACCAUUCCACGUUCAUGUCUCUUCACCAAUCAAAGCACAUGAAAUUAAUUCAAAACGCGUUUUUAAGUAGCCUAACACAUCUAAACUGGAAGCAAGCUGUGUGUCGAUGCAACAAAAUUUGCUCAAUUCCGUAAUGCAAGCAAAAUGAUGAUCUAGAAAUGAUCUGGUUUGACGUGAUGCUCUUUUCCAAGUGUAUAUUGGGUGUAAGGGUCAUAUUCUUACGUUAGAUUCAGCCGUUUGGAUCAUUUUUCAUCUCUCAUUCUGCUGUAUGCAAUUGCAUUGUUGUAUCUCAAAGGAUUUGAUCUUUCUUCCAUGCAGAGUAUUGUUGUGUUCACUUUGUUGUUUUGGACUCGCCUUGUUCCAUGUGAAAACUGGCUGUUUAAAGCAAUAACAGACUAAAAUGGCUUAUUUCAUAAUGUCUUUAUUUGGACUGUCUAUAGGAGUAUACAUUUGUAUGUACAGGUCUGAAAUGUAUAUUUAGUUAAAAAACAAAAAGAUAUGUUACUUUUCGCUAUCAAAGAUUAUUUAAAGGGACAGUUCACUCAACAAUUGUUGUUUUUCAUUCUCAUUUAAUUCCAAACUCAUAUGACUGACUGACUGACUUCUGUGGAACAUGAGAAGAAAUUAUAAACAAAAUGUAAAAAUGUUCAUUUUUGAGAUUUCAACAAUUCUUUUUGUUCCCGAAAGAGAGAGAGUCAUAAUGGAUUAGAGUUAACGAUGAAGGUAUUUUCAUUUUCAGAUGAACUGUCCCUUUAAGAAUUCAGAAGACCUCUUAGUUGCUGCUGUUUAAGGGACAAUCCCUGUUAAAGAUUACUGACUGGUCUUAAUUUCUGUGAAAUGUUUUGGGGGAUGUGCUUGGGGACUGAUGGUUAAUGUUUGAAAUGCCCAAGAGGAUCUGGUCAUGCUGGUGUGUUCAAGUGCUUCGCCACUGAGAAUCUCAGUGCUGUGUUUGUGCUUGUCUAAACCCUGAUUAAAGGCACCAGUAGUUCAA
Molecule: messenger RNA, 3922 nt
Organism: Carassius gibelio (silver crucian carp)
Lineage: Eukaryota; Metazoa; Chordata; Actinopteri; Cypriniformes; Cyprinidae
Product: discoidin, CUB and LCCL domain-containing protein 1
Exons: 15
Coding region: 140-2290 (716 amino acids)
Source: RefSeq, a predicted model, not a curated record